UUUAGAUCAGCUGACUCGCUAUCUGUCAAUUUUAACAAUCGGAAGUGGCUAGUUCGAGCCAUUUGACAGCACAGUUCUUUUCGAUUGAAAUCUUGAAGGCGACGGUUCUGUUUUUUCCUGCAUUUCCCGUUUCGUGUCAGAAUAUAAAGACUUAAACAUGCGUUACGUGGCUGCAUACUUGUUGGCUGUUAUCGGUGGAAAGGACGCCCCCGCCAAUGCAGAUAUUGAGAAAAUUCUCAGCUCUGUCGGUAUUGAGGUGGACACUGAGCGUCUCACCAAGGUGAUUAAGGAACUCAAUGGCAAGAGCAUUGAAGAUCUGAUCAAGGAGGGACGCGAAAAGUUGUCUUCGAUGCCAGUUGGCGGUGGCGCCGUAUCUGCUGCACCAUCCGCUGCUCAGGCAGCUCCAAGUGCUGGGGACAAGAAGGAAGCCAGCAAAGAAGAGAAGAAGGAAGAUUCAGAGUCGGAGGAUGACGAUAUGGGCUUCGCUCUCUUCGAAUAAGCCGACUCUGUCGACAUUCUACUUAAAAGUUGUAUAUAUAUGAAGCAAAACACGUGCAGAAGGGUUAUAUCGAAACAAGGAAAAGCUCUGCAAGAGCUGUCGCCACCUGAAUUGCAGCUAUACCACCAAUUGCGAUUCAAAAUGUAUUUCAUAACCCACAAAGUUGAACAUCAACCUUUAUUUCCGUGAAAUAAAAUCUGCAGUGUUGAAACUUUAUGUACCACAAA
Drosophila subobscura is the source of this 726-nucleotide messenger RNA. It is a transcript of the gene RpLP2, whose product is annotated as 60S acidic ribosomal protein P2. The transcript has 3 exons. Gene Ontology annotation, molecular function: structural constituent of ribosome. The record is from RefSeq and is a predicted model, not a curated record. Gene Ontology annotation, cellular component: ribosome; cytosolic large ribosomal subunit. The coding region runs from base 158 to 499 and encodes 113 amino acids. Gene Ontology annotation, biological process: cytoplasmic translational elongation. Lineage: Eukaryota; Metazoa; Arthropoda; Insecta; Diptera; Drosophilidae.